AUGAACAACAUUACAAUUUAUAGCAACAACUACAAUCAUAGAUAAUAAAUAUUUUAAUUCAAACUAAAAAUAUAAUUUAAAAUAUUUAUUUGCAUACAUACUGUCUUAGAUAAAUUAAUAAUUUAUUUGCUAAGUUUACUUCAAAAAUGA
This is a messenger RNA of Tetrahymena thermophila SB210, 150 nucleotides long. RefSeq names its product transmembrane protein, putative. NCBI's taxonomy places the organism in Eukaryota, Ciliophora, Oligohymenophorea, Hymenostomatida, Tetrahymenidae. The transcript has 2 exons. The record is from RefSeq and is a predicted model, not a curated record.